Lates calcarifer (barramundi perch) is the source of this 2455-nucleotide messenger RNA. RefSeq names its product ubiquitin carboxyl-terminal hydrolase 37. The record is from RefSeq and is a predicted model, not a curated record. The transcript is spliced from 14 exons. Gene Ontology annotation, molecular function: cysteine-type deubiquitinase activity; cysteine-type endopeptidase activity. Gene Ontology annotation, biological process: G1/S transition of mitotic cell cycle; protein deubiquitination. NCBI's taxonomy places the organism in Eukaryota, Metazoa, Chordata, Actinopteri, Centropomidae. Gene Ontology annotation, cellular component: nucleus; cytosol. The coding region runs from base 203 to 1645 and encodes 480 amino acids.
GAAUGAUAUCAUAUCAUAGUCAUGUUCUAGAAGUGUCAUUGUCAUCACUGAAUUCGGUUAGAAUUCCUGUAGUCAGAGUGUAAUACAGACAACACAUCAGAGUUUACCAAUCUGGAUACAGAAACGAUUUACUCUCGACCUCAUUUUCAAUUCAAUUCAAUUUUCAAUUACCUUUUACGUAAUACAACUACUAACAUUGAAGAUGUUUCGCUUGUGCUGUGGGAAGUACUCAACAGCAGUCGUUGAACUGGUGGCAGAGAAGAUCAGAAAUGUCCCUGCUCCCAGCGCUCCCUUUGCCAUCCAGGACAACGACAAUACAGCCCCGUUGACGUAUCGCCUCUUCGGUCGGCCACUGACAAAAACAAAGAAGGAAGGAAAAGAUCAGGAAGAAGCCAAGGAAAACGUCACCACAAAGAAGAACCAAAAGGCCAAGAAGUCACGGCGGUGGCGUUGUCGCAAGAAUAGAUGUCGCGUGUCCCCAGCCCCCCAAGAAGAAGAGACUCCAGAGAAAGAGAGAGAACCAGUAAAGGACGAGGGGAUUCCUCAGGCCCUGUCUGUUAAAAAGGAGGAAGUUGCUGUGACCACGGAGAAAAAACUCAGGAGUGAGCACAUUAAGUGUCUAGGGUUUCCCAACCCAGCACAGAUAUGUUACAUUAACUCAAGCCUGCAGAGCCUGCUCACACUGGAGGACUUUGUAACAGCCAUCAGUCACCAGGAGCAGGUAUGGAGUCUAAUACCUGAAGCGGCAGUCCUAAGAACAUUCAACAACAUCAGCGAGCAUCACUUCUCCGGUGAUGCUCAGGAGAAACUCCGCCUUCUUGCCGCAUUCAAGAGGGCGGUGGCUCUGUGGGCUCCAGAGUUCGGGGACCAUCAGCAGAAAGUUAGUGAGCAGAUUCAAUGGUGUGUUGUUUCAUCUGAUAGUUUCUCCUUUAAACUCUGUACAACUGUUUUGUGUGUGUGUGUGUAUCUACAGGAUGCCCAUGAGUUCCUGACAGCUGUCCUUGACCAAAUAAGAUAUUGGGGCCCACAGCUGCAAGUACUGACCGCCGGCAUGGGCAGGGCCUACAGCUGCCCAGUAGAGGAUCAUCUGAUGUUUAAAAUGCGAAACACCAGGACAUGCAAGAGUUGCGGAGCAGGUUCCACCAGAGAGGAAGACUUUACAAAUCUGUCUCUGGACCUUCCAGCUGGAGGUGGUACAGUUGAAAAAAUGCUGGAUAAUUACCUGAUGGAGACAGAGUUGGAGUACAGGUGUGAGUGUGGUGCCACCAAGUCAGGCCAGUGCUCAUCAUUUGCCACCCUGCCAAGAGUGCUGGUCCUGCAUUUGAAGCGUUUCCGGUACACUCCAACUUUCCAGCUAGAGAAGAUCCAUGACCCUGUUGAUCUUCAGAGGGAGCUGGUGGUGUCUUCAGGCCAGGAUGGUGCGUGCUACAGUUUAGUCAGCACCAUAAAUCACAUUGGCACCACAGCAAGAAGUGGACACUACAUCUGCGACGGAGUGGACCCCGACGUUGGACCCGUGGACCUGACAGACCGCUGGUUCACAUAUAACGACACAGUGGUCACUCAAACAAGCGGCGUCAAUGUGUGCAACCAGCGGCAAAGAUCAUCUUACAUCCUGUUUUAUCGGAGACACCCAGAGGACUAGACAGCAGGACAACGGAUGAGGACCCAGCGGCAGGGACCAGAGGACAGGACUUGGACAGAUGACCUGGAGGCCCGAUAGACGUGUCAAAUGGAGGGAGCUGAAGGACACAGCCCUCAGGAGGAUGGGCCCCCCCAGAGAGCCAGGUUCCUCCCAAGGUUUCUCCCUCAGAGGGAGUUUUUCCUUGCCACAGUCGCCCAAAAUCACAGCUCGCAGUGAGCAGUGACAGGACUAAAUAUUUUAGCUUCAGGUAAAAUUUUUCCUGUCCUGUCAUCCUGUACAGUUGCUUUAAUCUUUUCUGUACAGCUAUGGCUUGCUCUCUGGGGAGAUGGUAAGGUGAUAAUAAAAGACCUUUGACACAUCUAAACUAGGGAUUGGCGAUAUGGACUUAAAAUUUUAUCACAAUAUUUUCUGUUCUUUAUUGCGAUAACCAUAUAAAUGACCAUUCAACGCCAUCAUCGCGCCCUCCAGAAAAGUUAAAUAAAUUUCAUCUCCUCCUCAAGAUUUUUGUUUUUUGUAUUUUAUUUAGUAUGAGUGUUAUUGUAUAAUACAUGAGUUGUUAUGGUACCUGCAGACACAAGUGUGUAAAAGGUAAGUUUGCUCAGGAUAAAUGGAAAGUCAAUGCAAAUACUUAUAUAAGGUGAAAAAAUGAAGAGAUGUUCAAAGUCUCUGAUCCUAGCUUCUAAAACAUGAAUAUUCCUCAAAGAAAAAUCUCUAGUAUAAAUAAACUAAUGACGGAAACACCCCCACUGAUCAUUCUAGAGCAGAGACAGAGCGAUACUGCAUAUUCUUGUGACUGGUUGCUGCUCAAUG